This is a messenger RNA of Vespula pensylvanica (western yellowjacket), 1195 nucleotides long. RefSeq names its product trichohyalin-like. Gene Ontology annotation, molecular function: protein binding. NCBI's taxonomy places the organism in Eukaryota, Metazoa, Arthropoda, Insecta, Hymenoptera, Vespidae. Gene Ontology annotation, cellular component: motile cilium; cytoplasm. Gene Ontology annotation, biological process: cilium organization. The transcript has 4 exons. The record is from RefSeq and is a predicted model, not a curated record. Bases 62 to 1195 code for a protein of 377 amino acids.
CACGGAAGAGUUAAUAACAGAAAAUAGUUUUGAGCAAUCCGAAAAUAUAGGGGUGAAGAGUAUGCAAUUCGACAUAUUUCCUACAACAAUCUUAACACCGUACGAAGCAAGAGCGAUAGCCUCUGUCCUUCAGGAAUGCGUAGAUCAUUUAGCUAUCGUACGGUAUACCAUACCAGCAGAGAUCGAUGAUCGUUGGGACGAUAUCACGAAACCUAUAAACGAGAAAUACGGUGGCCCGGAAGAACCCCAUAUAAUCAUCAGGGAGGAAACUAAUUUACCACCAUUGAUGUUGUCGAAUGCGGAAAAAUUUCAGAGAGACAGAACUUAUAUGCACAAGAUUUUAAAGAUGACUCUCGAUGAAAUCAAACAUUAUCGAAAAUUCAAUGUCCUCGAAGAGGAGGUCAAUGAUAUUAUGAGGAUGUUGGAGGACGAGAAUAAUCUUGAUAAAACUUGUACGUUCUGGGAGAAUCAAGUUAAUCAAUUACGACAAUUGAUCAAAGACGAAACGAGCAAGCAGGAACGUGAGAAGAGACAGUUGUUGAAAUCGGCUCAAAUGACAAAAGCGAAAAUCGAUGAUACUAUUUACGAAGUCGCAUUGAAAAUGGGUUACGUGGAGAACUGGGAAAAUGCGAGAUUUAAUCAGCAUUCGUUGAAAAUUACAACGGAAGAGCAAGAUCUUUUAAAUGAAAUCGACGAAUAUCAAAAGAAGCAGAUCAUAGAGAAAAUUGUUAGUGACGAGAUAUGUGUUUACUAUCAGGAGAAUAUCAAAAAUAUGGAAAAUGAGAUGUUAAAAUGGUCCAAUCAAUACGACCAAGAAAUGGAAAAAAGACAACGAGAUAUAGACAAUUUAAAGGCAAAAGUUGAAGAACAAAAACUGGAAAUUCAAGAUUUGCAUAUUAUGAAAGACGAGAGACAGGAAGUUAUCGACAAUUAUCUAGCUGAAAUAAAGAGAUUAGAAGAGGAAGCUAAAUACCAAGCGCUUCUCAAUCAUGCCGCAACAGUUAUUCAAGCAGCAAUAAGAGGAUAUUUGGUGAGACACGAAUUAGGUGAGUAUAAAAAUCUUCGAGCACGAUUACGUAAGAGAAAGAAAUUGGCAGCCGCGAAAAGAAGGAAAUUGGAAAAACAACGAAAGUUAUUGGAGGAGGAAGAAAUGAAGAAAUUGAAAGAUGCUAGGCUUAGAGGCAGAAUUAAGUGA